AUGGUAUUCUCAAGGGUUAUAACAGCCACGAAACGAGCCUAUCGAUGUCUUCUUUCUAUAGCCCGCAGGACCACGCAAGCCUUUGCGAAAAAAAUAGUCUUCCCGACAAUCAGCCCGCAUCGCGCCAUCUUGUACCUGAUCUUCUCAGAGUAUGUCUCACAAUUCCAUCUGGAAGACUAUGUAUAUCACCCUGGAACAUUUCACAUCAAGCCCUUACCCCAAGGCCCUGGAUACUACGCAUGGAUUGUCAUAUCGCAUGUCUGUUCUCAUUGGCGUACCGUGGCGAUUGACGAACCGACGUUGUGGGGCCGCAUAUUGUUGCAACCGUCGCAACGGAUCGAAGCCAUGUCGGAAUCCAUCAAAACGAUGCUCAUGCGAUCAAAAUGGGCAGUGCUCGAUGUGACUAUGGACUUUCGAGGGUUCAGCGGCAUGUGCUUUGAGCAGCGAAAUAUAACCUCGGUGCUGGCAGAGCUGCGACGGAUCAAGGCACUGCGCAUUCACGGAGAUGCGGGGCAAUCCCUGAACGUGGUGUACUACGCAGCAGCACCUCCGGAACUUAUUUCGCGUGAAGCCCCGAACUUGCGAACAGUUGAAAUUGAUAGUGUCGGCUGGAACCAUCGCAUGGAACGAUUCAGCCUGCCCUAUGAUCCAUUUCAUCUCACCGGAGAGUGGGUGCAUAACCUGCAGAGCAUCGAGAUCAUGUCAUCGGGCGGUAGCUUUCCUUGGGGUCAUCCAUAUUCAUUCUCCGGACUAAGGCACCUGAAGCUGGGUCCAGAUGCUUGGUGUAAAUCCGCUCGAGAAGAUGUGCUACGUAUCUUAGGGCAGUUGCCUCUACUGGAAACGCUCAGCCUGCGGCUGCGCGGCCGACAGAAUGAGCUAUCAUCGACAGGACCUGCCACAUCUUAUCAAUCACCCACUGUCUCCCUGCGCAAGCUUCAAUGA
This is a messenger RNA of Laetiporus sulphureus 93-53, 942 nucleotides long. RefSeq lists its product as uncharacterized. Bases 1 to 942 code for a protein of 313 amino acids. The record is from RefSeq and is a predicted model, not a curated record. The transcript has 3 exons. NCBI's taxonomy places the organism in Eukaryota, Fungi, Basidiomycota, Agaricomycetes, Polyporales, Laetiporaceae.